AUUCUAGUAAUUGACUGAUCUGAGCUGAGUGCUCAGAACAGGAGGUUGAAGAAUCAGGGCCCAGCAUUUCCUGUGGGCAUGUCUUCUCUGAGGAAUGCAGUGAAGGGACAGAAAUUUCACAGGGAGAGACAUCAGCCUGCCGCCAGACAACACCUCGGACAUCUAGAGAAGAAGCGGGACUACAAGCUCAGAGCAAAUGAAGACAAUAAAAAGAAGCACCAGCUGAAGGCCCUGAAAAGGAAGGCUCUGAACCGAAAUCACGAGUUCUACUUUCACAUGGUCAACUCUGCAACGAAGGACGGGCGUCACCACGAGGUGGUGGAGGAGGAGGAGCUGCCGGAGGAGCAGGUGGCGCUGCUGCAGAGCCAGGACAUCCGCUACAUCCGGCAACGACGGCAGCUGGAGACACGCAAGCUGGCCCGCCUGACGGCCGAGCUGCACCUGCUGGACGCCGAGGGCAAGCAGAAGAACACGCACGUCUUCUUCACCGACGACAAGCGGGAAGCCCGUAGCCUGGACGUGGCGGCUCGGCUCCGGACGGCGCCCCAGCUGCUGGACCGCGCCUACAACCGACCGCGGCUGGAGGCAGCUGGCGCGGCUGCCGUCCGCCGCCAAGCUCAGCGAGCAGCAGCUGGACGUGAGAAGCGCGGCGGGAGGACGGAAGGGACUAGGAGGACACGCAUCCUGGAGGAGAAGAAGGCCCGCUACAGCGAGCUAACCAAGCGUCUGGAGCGGCAGAAGACCCUGGCGCUGAUGGAGCGGAGGAUGGAGGUGAAGCGGCACCUGCAGGAUAAGAAGGUGCUACCACCGAAGAAGGUGCACCCGGGCAACUCCAAGCAAGCGCCGGUGUACAAGUGGAAGACGGAGAGGAAGCGUUGACCAGGACAGGAUCAGUGUUGGUGGCAGAAUGGCCGGCGACUCGGUGAUCAGCUGGCGAAAGGGAAAUGGCGCACCGCACCGCAUCUACAGAUGGCGCCACCGGUCUCGAAAUACACGAUGGGUACUGUUU
This is a messenger RNA of Pollicipes pollicipes, 1009 nucleotides long. RefSeq names its product putative U3 small nucleolar RNA-associated protein 11. Lineage: Eukaryota; Metazoa; Arthropoda; Thecostraca; Pollicipedomorpha; Pollicipedidae. The record is from RefSeq and is a predicted model, not a curated record. Gene Ontology annotation, cellular component: small-subunit processome; nucleolus. Gene Ontology annotation, biological process: rRNA processing.